Messenger RNA from Rodentolepis nana, 4008 nucleotides. Lineage: Eukaryota; Metazoa; Platyhelminthes; Cestoda; Cyclophyllidea; Hymenolepididae. The record is from the annotation of a GenBank genome assembly.
AUGAGCGACAAUCCUACUGAUCCAAAAUGUUCUUCCAAAAAUAUUUAUAUCGAUACCUCAUCGCGUUUCUCCGAUCGAAGUCGCAGCGCGAAGUGUAGCCCAGGAUUACGAAGACGUAGGAAUGGAGCAAACCACUGCUCUCCCAAAGGUCGACUCAGGCUUAUUCAAUUCCUUCAAGAAAUUGAUCUAGACAAGGCAUUACACAGUCUUUCUGAUGAAUGUACUCUUGAGGAUCUCAUUUCCGCUCCUAUCGAAACUGUUGAGUCUACCUUCUCCGAGUCACUUACUGGUGAGGAGUUUUCUCGACUUUGGACUAAUUUACAAACUUGUCGUAGUGAACGCCAAUUAUCUGAGAAUCGAGAUCGGCGGGAACUGAGUGAUAGUGGUGAUGAACGUGCUAAAAAGUGUUCAAGUAAUAUCCUUCAACCACGAACUACGGACUAUAGUGGCGGUGGUGGGUGCAGCAGCAACAGUAGCAGUUUUAACCCCCGUUUAGAACUCCAAUGUCUAGCUGAGUUCCAGGAACGUACUCGCUAUCGAUUAAUAGCCAAUCGUAGGGGUAGCUUGAAUGUCACUUCCUCCUCUUUUGAUGAACCUGAUGGUCCUGACUUCUUUCAUCCAGGACUUUCUUCACGCCGAUCUUCAUUUCGUUGUUUCUCUUCAUUUAACCGGAGUCUGAGUUCGAGCUUUUGUGGUAGUCCAUUCAGCCGUGGCGGAAUAGAUGACAGUGAACAUAAAACGGGAGAUGAAAAGGAAGACUCUAGUGGCCAUCCUUGUCACUCUCCAUCAUCGAUCAAAAUUGAAAGUGGAGCUCCUGUUUCUCAGGAAUCGACUACAGCAGUCGCACUUCAGCGCACAGCAUCCCUCGGUGUAGCAGAUUCCUUUCGUUUCUCUAGAUUCCGACCCGCAUCUCUCUCCGUAAAUGUUCCCUCCACGACUCACUUCCUCUCAUCUCUAGAAGCAUCACAACUUCCCGGUGGUUCGUCCCCUGCUCCCGCCUUAGCUUCAGGAGCAAGUGGAUCCCUCUUCUCCAUCUCCCCGCAAUUCUGUCUAAAUGACAAACGUGGUAGACGAAGAUCUGGGGAAAGGCCAGCUCCGAGUAAUCAAACGGGAGCCAUCGGCAAUGCUUGGGAUGACGCGGCGUCAUCAAUUUCCUAUCGGUCAUCCCUCCUUAUGCCUCCUUCAUUUCACGCUCAAAUGAGCAAUCCUCCCUCUAUAGCCAGUCCAGCUAUCGGUGUUUAUCCGUCAAUUCCAAGUGCGUCCUAUUUUACUUCUAUCUUCCUUUCCUACUACAACUUCUUACUUCUUCCUCCUCACUGUAUAGGCCAUCCGACUGGGAGCAAUCUUGUGAGAAUGCGGCGAGCUUAUAUGGGUCAAUCUGCACCUAACCUCUUUUCUAGUUUUCGCGAUAGUAGUCUCCACAAGGAUGGUAGCUUCACUGAUGUCAAUAUUACUAUGUCCAGUUUUAAUCGCACUCUCCCUGCUGUUAGCAUGGGUCUCUCUCCCAUCAACUCCAAAUCUUCUUCAAUGCAGCGCCUUAAAAUCAUAUGUGGAGGAGCAUCUGAACGUUGUCGUUCACGGUAUCUAAGUGGUGGGGGUGAUGACUCAUCCUCAAUUUCUGCACCUCCUCCUACUAAUUCUCCUGCUCAUAUCCCGAUGGAAGUGAGUCCUGUACGGCCUGCAGCCCCUGUCGUGUCCUCGUCAAUUUCUCGGGCGCUUAGCACUGGAAUGUCAGAUCUGUCUUCGGGGGGUCCCGCUUGUCCUAGUCCACGCUUGACAACCCGUUUACCUCCUCCUGAAGCUUCCUCACUCUCACCUGUUAUGGGAGAACUCCGAAUGAAUUCGUGUGUCUCCGUUGCCGAUGGUUUCCCGAUCGUUACACAAACUUCCCCCUCCGCUUCUGCAACGCCCCAAACUACAGUUACUACUGCCCCCGCCUUCACCACAAUCAAAGCCGACCGUUCCUCUCAUUCAAGUCGAAAUUAUGGCGCUCAGUGUGCAGUCUGUUAUCAAUGUGGAAGCCCAUUGACACCAACGGAGGCAACAGGUUCAACUGGUCUUCCCUUACGAAAUCCCCCACAUAACUUACCUGCUCAUCUUCGCUUGGAAUCAUUACAAACAUCUGAAAAUCGCCGUUGGUCACUGGCAUCUCUCCCAUCUUCCGGUUAUGGCACCAAUACAGCUGGUUCGAGCAAUGUUUCUAGCCAUUACUCUUCUAAAGAGAAUAUCGAAAACACAGGUUAUCGUCUUCCUCCCGGUGGCGGCGGUAAUACCAACAGUCACCAUGAUGGUAGUGGUUCCAACCCUGGAGGAUUUCUCGGCGCCAAUCUUGUUCACACGACCUCAGGGGAGUCAGUAGGUGCUUCCUCUACUAUCACUCAAACAGGUCGGGAUUCCCCUACCCCUCGAAUUACUCCUGUUCAUCCUCCUGCUUCUUCUAAGCCCAUACUCCCAGUGAGUUCAAAUCCCCCUCGACCCGUAGCCCCUAGUCGCCUCAUCGAACAGGUCUCCGAAGACUUGUCCGUCUCGGUCACUAGUACACCCAUUAAGAAAACAAAUCAACCACCUCUUGUUCCACCGAAUGUAACCGCAUCAUCUUCGGUGUUGUGCGCCAAGUGUCAAGCAGCGAUGGUAAAGACAAAAGGGAAAGUGCCUUCGCAACAGCAUCAGCAGAUUCUACUUCCUCCAGAGGGACCAUCUUCUUCGCUGUCCUCGGAAGCCGCAUCUCCAGCUGCGCCGUCGUCUAUUUCGGGCAGAGCGAGUACUGCUAGAGCCACUACUGGAGCUUCGCCCUGUUCCACCCAUAGUGGCUCUCCUGCAUACAGGCCGAGAGCUAAGAGCCUGAGCCCUGUGCGGUCACCGACAAAUAAUGAAAAUGAAGUUGUUAUUCUCAAUCAUCUCUAUCGCCAACGUUUUCCCAAGGCUGCGGCCCAAAUGCAAGAAAAUCUUCAUCGUCUUUGCUCAGACAUGGAACAGGAGGACACCUUUUCAUGGACAGCCGUUGCUCGCUUCAUGCAUAAACAAGUGCUAGAGUUGGCCCGUGAUUGUCUAGAUAAAGCACUGGCCGGUCUAAUUACCUGUCGAUACUUUUUUGAGCUCACUGAAAAGUUGGAAAAACUCGUAUCUGAUACGCGCAAUAAGAGCCCAGAAUCCCUGGCCUGCGUGAACAACAUGUGCAAUCGCCUCCUGCUAAACAUUGCUCGACCAGCUCGUCUACUUGAAUGUCUUGAGUUUGACCCCUUUGAGUUCUAUCAGAUGCUCGAAGUGGCUGAGAAUCAGGUUCGAGCCCAGAAUGACUCCCUGAAGAUCUUUUGUCCGGACGUUCCACGCUACAUCAUCUCAAAAUUGGGUCUGAGCAAGCCCGCUGAUGCUGAACCGGAAGGUCUCAGUUUGAGUUCGCGAAGUCUGACUGGAAGUGGAGAGCAAUUCGAUAGAAAUCUCUCCAAUCCUCCUACUCCAUUGAACAUGGAUGUAUUUUCGCCCUCGACACCCCUUCAACCAAUGUUAGUUCCGUCGACAGGAGAGCUACAGAGUCCAAACAUCACUCCUCCGCCUCCUCCCUCUAGUUCUGUUUCUGAGAAAUCGAGUUCCUCGAGAAGACCUUGUGAAGCUGAUUUUGAUAUCAUCAAACUCAUAUCGAAUGGAGCUUAUGGUGCUGUUUUCCUUGUUCGCGAUCGCUUAACUCUUCAACGCUACGCCAUGAAGAAGAUGCCAAAACAGCAUCUGCGUCUCCGUAACCAAGUCGAACAAGUCUUUGCCGAACGGGAUAUUCUCUCUUUUGCGGAUAAUCCUUUUGUGGUCAGCCUCUACUGCUCCUUUGAGACAAAGAAGUCUCUUUGCAUGGUGAUGGAAUUUGUUGAGGGAGGUGAUGUAGCGACACUACUCAAGAACAUUGGUGGACCUUUACCUCUAGACUUAGUCCGCAUGUAUUUCGCUGAGCUAGUGUUAGCCUUGGAAUAUCUCCACAGUUAUGGAAUUGUUCAUCGAGACCUAAAACCUGAGAAGUAA